AUGGACUACAUGGCGCUAUGUAGAGAAUUGCUACUUAUCAGCGACGAUCAUGAGACAGCAGGAUAUCUUCAAGAUCUGGUUGUUUUCGAUGGUGCCGGAAACUGGCCACCUCAAACAAAUCAUGGGAACUCAUGGCCGGAGCCGCUGCGCCCUUACCAUGAGAUUUACCUACAGCUUGUGCCAACAUUGUCCUGCGCAACGGUAUUGCCAAAUGAUUCGUCCAAUUAUCGGCGAUGUCAGGACUACCGCGCCCGAAUGCGUAUGCUUCUGCAAGACCGCAUAGUCAUUGCCGAUGUAGCUACACUAUUAUCAGAUAUGGAAGCUGGUUCAUGUGUCGGUUUUGAUUUAAAAGCAUACAAUGGGUUUUAUGCGUGCAUUGCUCUGUCUCGUCAUGCUUUCAGGUGGGGGACAAUACCAAUUGUAAAAGCAGCUCAAGAGGAGAAGAUUAUUGACAUACCGGUUGAGCUCGAAAUUACUUGGCGCUGCCUCUGUCGACACUUCGGACUCUAUUCACAGGGAGGCAACGUGACAUCAAACUAUUUCUGUAACUUUAACGAUCGGGAUCAAAUAGUAUAUCUAAUCAAUGAGGAUAUGUCUGAAGUCACCAGGACUGCCGAAUAUCACUUUGGACAUGUCUUUCCGGCUAUAGAAAAAGCUGCCUCACCAGUGUAUUACCAUGUUGUCAAUUCCAUCUUUCAAUAUGAGACAGACAAUAAGGGAGCUUACGUCGCCUCGCUACACAUAAUAGAAAGACUCCUCCGGCAACCGAUCAAAAUAUAUUACGAUACUUUAGUAGAUUCUAAAAUUUCUCGGAGCAUUUGGAUGGCGUAUUGCCAAGGAUUUCAAGGAUGGGCAGCAGGCGAGCUCAUUGACGGCGUUUAUUUCGAAUACGACGUACUAUCUGGAAACCAACUACCGUUCUGCCAUAUCAUCGACGCUUUCCUAGGACUUGAGUGUUAUCUCACCGACCAGAAUAGAGAGGGAUAUAUUCCCGUGCGGCAACGCGACUUCAGUGAUUCGGUGAGGAAACACAGCUUCCGUCAACAGGCGAAGCGCUCAGGGGACAGCGUAAUUGAAGCCGAGAUGGAGAAGAUCGUCCGGAGAAUGCGCAUCUUCCGACACACUCACUGUGCGUGUGCAACCUUACUUACUGCACCAGAGCGGCUGGUGAUGACAGCAGGAAAGUCCGUACUCGAAAGUGAAGAAAUCCCAGACGUUGAUGCUGCCAUCGAUUUCCUAGACGACAUAUUGGUCAAGCGACUAGGAGAGACAAGGUAGAAAG
Molecule: messenger RNA, 1282 nt
Organism: Hyaloscypha bicolor E
Lineage: Eukaryota; Fungi; Ascomycota; Leotiomycetes; Helotiales; Hyaloscyphaceae
Exons: 5
Coding region: 1-1278 (425 amino acids)
Biological process (GO): 'de novo' NAD+ biosynthetic process from L-tryptophan
Cellular component (GO): cytoplasm
Molecular function (GO): heme binding; metal ion binding; indoleamine 2,3-dioxygenase activity
Source: RefSeq, a predicted model, not a curated record